This is a messenger RNA of Microcebus murinus (gray mouse lemur), 1957 nucleotides long. The record is from RefSeq and is a predicted model, not a curated record. Lineage: Eukaryota; Metazoa; Chordata; Mammalia; Primates; Cheirogaleidae.
GAAAAAAAGAAGGUAGAUUUAAUAUCAAUAAAAAUAAAUAUUCUUAAUAGCUGUUGAGGUCAAAGUAAAAUCCUGUGUUUUUAGAUUUUAAAAACCAAAGUGAAUAAUCACUUGGUCAUUGGUUUAGAUGAGUGGUUCUUGUAAAGUUUUCCAGCGACAAAAGAAGCAGACAGACAGAGAAUAGGGCCAAACAAAGUGGCUUUAUUGAGCGUUCUCAGGCAAGGUUCUUGGGUCCCAAGGGGGUGGGGUGAGAAGUCUAGUCUGUUUGGAGGGAGUUAGGGCUUGUAUACUGUUUGAGGUGGACUGGGGACUUUUGGCAGGAAAAGCUGAGGAUUUUCCACUGUGACCUUCGGCGGUUAUUAAGGAAUAGGAGGGGCUGAUGGUGUUUGCGAAUCCAGGGGCCGAAAACUUUCUUAGCUGGGUGGACAUUCAGGUGUUGUUGUUUUCAGCGGGGCCUUGCAGUUGUCCUUGGCGGGUCUGGUCUCAUGACCCUUUUCUUUUUGAUCUAGGAAGGGGAGGGCACCCCCCCACCAGCCUUACAUUACCCACUAGAUGCCACGUUUGACCCUGUGGGUCAAGAUCAGCCUCAGUUGAGAACUAUAAGGCAACUUCUCAGGCUCCCCUCUCUUGGGAGCCACGAACCUGGCCCUGGCCUGGGAGUGCUCAAUAAAGCUAUGUUGUUUGGCCCCACUCUCUCUCUCUCUCUGUGUCUGCUUCUUUUGCUGCCAGAAAACUUCACAGGUAGAGGCCAAGAAUAUUGCUAAACACUCCACACAAUAACCUACACACACAGAGCAAAGAAUUAUCCAGCCCAAAAUGUCGAUAUUGUCAUAGUUGAGAGACCCUGGAUUAAAGAAUUUUACAAUUCUUUGUAAUUCUGAGAUUAUCUGAUUAUAGGUCCUUUAUUUUUCUGAAGAUGGGGAAUUCCUUGGGAAUUACUCUUGAAGUUUUAAACUUCUCUCAAUAACAUGUUUUUAUAUCUUAAUAUGUAUAUAUUUUUAUAGUGAUUAUGUUAAUGGAAAAAACAAACUCUGUAAAAUCAUUUACAGAGGUUUACCCUGAGCCCAAGACAUGUGACUGUGGCCUGGGGAGCCACACCCAAGAAACCUCAAGAGUGGUGAAUGUGUUGCUAACAACUCCACUGUGGGUGGUAAACACCAGGCUGAAGCUGCAAGGAGCAAAAUUUAGGAAUGAAGACAUUGUACCCACCAACUACAAAGGUAUUAUUGAUGCUUUUCACCAGAUCAUUCGAGAUGAAGGAAUAUUGGCUUUAUGGAAUGGCACAUUUCCCUCCUUGCUGUUGGUCUUCAAUCCUGCUAUCCAGUUCAUGUUCUAUGAAGGUUUAAAACGGCAGCUUUUGAAGAAACGGAUGAAGCUUUCUUCUUUGGAUGUGUUCAUCAUUGGUGCAAUAGCCAAAGCAAUUGCCACUACAGUCACCUAUCCCAUGCAGACAGUACAGUCAAUUCUGAGGUUUGGCCGUCACAGACUAAAUCCAGAAAACAGAACACUGGGAAGUCUUCGAAAUGUUCUCUAUCUUCUUCACCAACGAGUGAGGCGUUUUGGAAUAAUGGGACUCUACAAAGGCCUUGAAGCCAAACUGCUACAGACAGUACUCACUGCCGCUCUCAUGUUCCUUGUUUAUGAGAAACUCACAGCUGCUACUUUCACAGUUAUGGGGCUGAAGAGUGCAGGCAAGCACUGACACGCCUUCCAGUGGGAAGUAUGGAAGAUGCCGGAGAUGGGUAGUUUCCUUCUGAGUGAAGAGAAGUGAUUUUCCUUUUACUCUGACUCUCUCCACCACAAAUUUUACCCUCAUUGGCUUGAAAGGCAUGGAAGGGUAAAUGGGGAGUAUAUCCAGCUGAACCUGUUGCCACCUUAGUUUUUAUAACGGCUGGUUGGAUUUUGGGGUGGUGGUUAGACUAAUAUAAAAAGAAAACUAUUAUUGAAAACCUAAAAA